CCGGGCGCUGGGCGGCGCUGGCUGCCGCUGGCCGGGCGGCGCGCGGGGCGGCGCUGGAGGCGGCUCCGGCAGCGGCCGGGGAGGCGGAGGGGAGGAGGGCUGCGGGGCUGGGGCGUUAGCUGCGUCCCGGCUCGAAGCCCGCGAAGAGGACUAGGAGGAAGGCGCCGCCGUGGCCGCGGUCGCAGUGCUCCGUGCGCGACAAGCCAUGAGCAGCGGCCCCGCGGGCGACCCUGCUGUCGCUGGCCGUCGCUGAGCCGGGUCGGGAGACAGCUCGCCGCUCCCCAGCACCCUCCCCAGCCGGCACCCUCGCGCCCAGAGAAACAUGAUUCCGGUGACAGAAUUCCGGCAGUUCUCUGAGCAGCAGCCUGCCUUCCGGGUGCUGAAACCGUGGUGGGACGUGUUCACCGAUUACCUUUCGGUGGCCAUGCUGAUGAUCGGUGUGUUUGGAUGUACUUUACAGGUCAUGCAAGACAAGAUAAUUUGCCUUCCGAAAAGAGUUCAGCCUUCUCAGAACCACUCGUCCGUCUCGAAUGUCUCUCAAGCAGUUGCCAGUACCACCCCACUGCCUCCUCCUAAACCAUCUCCUACCAACCCCGUCACCGUGGAAAUGAAAGGACUAAAGACGGAUUUGGACCUUCAGCAGUACAGUUUUAUAAACCAGAUGUGUUACGAGCGAGCCCUCCACUGGUAUGCCAAGUAUUUCCCUUACCUUGUCCUCAUCCAUACCCUGGUCUUCAUGCUCUGCAGCAACUUCUGGUUCAAAUUCCCUGGCUCCAGCUCCAAAAUAGAACAUUUCAUCUCAAUCCUGGGGAAGUGUUUUGACUCUCCCUGGACCACGAGGGCUUUAUCUGAAGUGUCUGGGGAGGACUCGGAAGACAAGGACAACAGGAAGAACAACAUGAGCAGGUCCAACACCAUCCAGUCUGGGCCAGAAGGCAGUCUGGUCAACUCUCAGUCGUUAAAGUCAAUUCCUGAGAAGUUUGUGGUUGACAAAUCCACUGCAGGUGCUCUGGAUAAGAAGGAAGGUGAGCAAGCAAAGGCCUUAUUUGAGAAGGUGAAGAAGUUCAGGCUUCAUGUAGAAGAAGGUGAUAUACUCUAUGCUAUGUAUGUGCGCCAGACUGUACUUAAGGUUAUAAAAUUCUUAAUCAUCAUUGCAUAUAACAGCGCGCUGGUUUCCAAAGUCCAAUUUACGGUGGACUGUAAUGUUGACAUUCAGGACAUGACUGGAUAUAAAAACUUUUCUUGCAAUCAUACCAUGGCACACUUGUUCUCAAAACUCUCUUUUUGCUACCUGUGCUUUGUAAGUAUCUACGGAUUGACAUGCCUUUAUACCUUAUACUGGCUCUUCUACCGUUCUCUAAGGGAAUACUCUUUUGAGUACGUCCGCCAGGAGACUGGAAUUGAUGAUAUUCCAGAUGUGAAGAAUGACUUUGCUUUUAUGCUUCAUAUGAUAGAUCAGUAUGACCCUCUGUAUUCCAAGAGAUUUGCAGUGUUCCUGUCGGAAGUAAGCGAAAACAAAUUAAAGCAGCUGAACUUAAACAAUGAGUGGACUCCUGAUAAACUGAGGCAGAAGCUACAGACAAAUGCCCAUAACAGGCUGGAAUUGCCUCUUAUCAUGCUCUCUGGCCUUCCGGACACUGUUUUUGAAAUCACAGAGCUGCAAUCUCUGAAACUUGAAAUCAUUAAAAAUGUAAUGAUACCAGCCACCAUUGCACAGCUAGACAACCUCCAAGAGCUCUCCCUGCACCAGUGCUCAGUCAAAAUCCACAGCGCGGCACUGUCUUUCCUGAAGGAAAACCUCAAGGUCUUGAGCGUCAAGUUUGAUGAUAUGAGGGAGCUGCCCCCCUGGAUGUAUGGACUCCGGAAUCUGGAAGAGCUGUACCUGGUUGGCUCUUUAAGUCACGAUAUUCCCAAAAAUGUCACCCUUGAGUCUCUGCGGGAUCUUAAAAGCCUUAAAAUCCUCUCUAUCAAAAGCAAUGUUUCUAAAAUCCCUCAGGCAGUGGUUGAUGUUUCCAGCCAUCUCCAGAAGAUGUGCAUACAUAAUGAUGGCACCAAGCUGGUGAUGCUCAACAAUUUAAAGAAGAUGACCAACCUGACAGAGCUGGAGCUGGUCCACUGUGACCUGGAGCGCAUUCCUCACGCUGUGUUUAGCCUGCUCAGCCUCCAGGAAUUGGACCUCAAAGAAAAUAAUCUGAAAUCCAUAGAAGAAAUUGUUAGCUUUCAGCACUUGCGAAAGUUGACAGUGCUAAAACUGUGGCAUAAUAGCAUCACUUAUAUCCCAGAGCAUAUAAAGAAACUCACCAGCCUGGAGCGUCUGUCCUUUAGUCACAAUAAAAUAGAGGUGCUGCCUUCCCACCUCUUCCUAUGCAACAAAAUCCGAUACUUGGACUUAUCUUACAAUGACAUUCGCUUUAUCCCACCGGAAGUCGGAGUUCUACAAAGUUUACAGUAUUUUUCCAUCACUUGUAACAAAGUGGAGAGCCUUCCAGAUGAACUUUACUUCUGCAAGAAACUUAAAACUCUGAAGAUUGGGAAAAACAGCCUAUCAGUACUUUCACCAAAAAUUGGAAAUUUACUGUUUCUUUCCUACUUAGAUGUUAAAGGCAAUCACUUUGAAAUCCUCCCUCCCGAACUGGGUGACUGUCGGGCUCUGAAACGAGCUGGCUUAGUAGUGGAAGAUGCUCUGUUUGAAACUCUGCCUUCUGAUGUCCGGGAGCAAAUGAAAACAGAAUAACUUAUUUUUGUUUAAAGUUUGGCUGACAUGCUUCUACCAAAUACAGUAUAAAUAAUUAGGUAGUCUUAAAGCCUGUCCUAUUUUAUUUUUAUUUUUUUUCUUUUUCACACAAAACAAAAUGUACACAAAGAUUGAGUAAGGAGUAUGUAUUUUUUAAUAAAAAUUUAAUUGUAUUUUUUCAACAUUAUUAUUUGAAAGUUUUAUUUGUCCUGAAAGCUAAUGUAUCUAUUAUUGUUUUCUACUGAAAGAAACAGUUCCAUCUGAUCUGUUUUUUGCGGUUUUGUGUUUUUUUCUGUUCAUUCUUGUGAAAGAGAGGGAAUUUUAAGUUGCAUGCUUUUUGGUAUUUUUUAAACAGAUGAAGAUAUUUUGCCAAGGUCAUUUUUAGCUUGUUUACACCUGUACAGGGUCCUCGUUUUUGUUUUCAUUGUGUCUAUACCAAGGAAUCUGUGCUAAUUAUUUUAAUACCAGCUGCCUUCUCCAUUGGCCAAGUCCAUCAUUCUACAGAAAAUUCUUAUCUGGAGUUUAAAUUCACAUAAGUGCAUUGUCACAGUCUAUUAUUUUUAAAUUCCCCCCUCCCCCCCACCUCCAACAGAACCCUGACUUACGUUAUUCCAUAUACCUGACGGUUAAAGUCAUCCUUCAGCAAAGAUUUUCUAAGUGGAUGAAGACAAUAAUCUUCCACAGUUGGCAUGCUUGAAUUGGUCAUUUAUAAUUUAACUGAUUUGCAUUCUUACCAACAUUUUAGAAAUAUUUAAAAACUAAAUCCAGAGGCUCCCCCCCACUGCUUUAAUCUCAAUAUGGCUAUGUAGUACUGGUGAACAACCUUAGAAAAGCCAGAUUUAUUUUAAUUAAAAUAGGUAAUUAAAUUUAAAAAUCAGAAUUAGAAGCCUGUUUUUUGAGUAAUUUAAUCAUCUUUGAUAUCUUGAUGUGUGGGUACAUCAGAUGGAAAAAAUUUCACUACUAAAUCACUCUGUUAAAGAGCUGGUGCCCUCUGGUCAGGCCCACGGAGGCCUCUGGGCAAUGUGGUCAUUAUUCAAAUUCUGCCUGUUACACAAAAUAAUUCACUUAUAUAUAUAUAUAUAUACACACACACACGCACACACACACACACACAUAUUAAUCAGUUUCCCUCAAGUCUGCCCUUGCUGUGAAUGCCAGUGAUGCAAGCACAGAACUCUAUCUGGUCUCUUUGGCUUAAGAUAAGUAUCUCAUCUAAAAUGGUUCUGUUACUGUUUUUUUAAGUGUGAAUAAAUUGCUAAGUGGAUGUCACUUAGCAAUAAUUUUUCCUGAUGGUCAGCAGAACUUUUAUUUAUCUUUGUACUUAAAAAUCCAACAUAGUAUGGGUCUUGGGCAAAAUUUUUCACUGAUGAUUAAGCUGUGUAGAACAGGAAAAUGAAAACACUAGUUGUGCCCUCAAUCCAGGACCAAUACUACUGAUCAUGGGAAUUUUGUUUUAGGUACCAAAUCACAUCAACCGUUUUCCGAGCCCUAGUCUGAUCUAAGAAGGUUUUGUGACUUAACAAUGAAAGAAAAUAGGAAGAUGAUUUGGGGUUUCAAAAUGCUGCUUUUAAAUUUGCCCCUUGAUCCUGGUGACUUUGCUCAACAAUGCUAUCUUGUCAUGUAUGGAAUAGAACUAUAGGAAUUACUCUGCAGAUAUACGUACCUCAGUCGUGUUUUAAAUGUUAUGAUACAUUGUGGGUGAAGGGUUUGAAAGAGAGAUACUUUUCAUUUAUCUAAUAAUCUAAUCAUGCAAACCAAAAUGCUUCACUGUUUCUGCUCUGUGUUAAAGUGUUGGAAUGGUGAUUUUGUAUAGCUGAUUUAUUUUGACCUGGAAUUGAAACAUGUUUAAAAUAGUAACAUGGAUCUAUUUCUUAUAGGAUAAAAUAUUCAAUUCCAGAAUAUUGUCAGGAUCCCAAUUAUGAACAAUAUCUUGUAUUUAGAAACAUGGCCCUGUCUGUUUUAAACAAACAAACAUAAAACCUGGAAGAUUGUCCAUGGCUGAGCAUGACAAAAACACCCUGUUGAAAGGUGAGCUUAGAUAACUACUGGUAAAACUGGGUGCACUAUUUUUCUGCACGAAAUUUAUAGUUAUUUUCUAUGUCACCCUUCAAAAGGGAUCUAUUCAGGUUAAAAAUCGUAUUUAUGCUGAAGUCUUUAUCUGGUGUUAACUCAAUCUCAUAUGUGUUUAUAACUGAAGUCACUAAUAAUUAGUUUUUAUUACUCAUAAUGAUUUGCUCGAAAUUCCAAAAGAAGUUGAUUCACUUUCUUAAUGAUUUCACAGGCUGACCCUUCAUUUAAUAACCUAAUAAAUAAAUUCUAAAUGACAUCCAAUAAAUCAGUAUAGUUCUAUGACUUUAUGUUUUAACUAAAAAGGAAAAUUCAUAGAUAUUUCUAUUCGAUUUUAUAAAAGUUCAUCUCUCAAACUUCAUCUUGAAUUUUCUGACUCUGGCCCUUUUUAAUAUUGUGGAUUUUUGUUCGCAUUCUUAAAUAAAAAACAUUCAAUUACUAUUUAGCCUUUAAGUGGGAAACUCAGGUAAAUGAACUGCUGACUUUUCUAAAGUCCUUUCACAGAUCAACUCAGCAAAACAGGGGUUUAACCUAACCCCUUUCCGUAUUUUAUAAGUGCUCUUGCUAAAAAACAACAAUUGGCUCUGUUUCUCCAGCCUCAGGAGGAUACGUGAGAAACUGCUUACGUCAAUAUAAAAGCGCCAUGCGAAUUCAUAACUCCUGUGGCUGCUUGAAGCCCAUAAUGGGUACACUUUCUGGUCAGUUUUAGUUGUUAAGUGUAGAACAGACAAUCGUCUGGUGAUGGUCAGGUUGAAACAGAGCAUAUAAGUACAUCCCAACGGAACUCUCCUAAAAAGACCACAACUCAGAAAACUAGCUACCUGUUGGGUUUUGUUUUUAACACAACACUUUUAAUAUAAAGGUUCUUAAUGCAGUGAAACCUGUUAUUUACAAUUAUGAAUGUUUCUUCUUGUUCACCCACCCUUUUCCCUGCCCUUGCAUUUCCCAUGUAGCUAUUGUAAUGAGUUCUAACAGUUUACACGGCAUCCUCUGUGGCAGGCUCUGCUUCUUCAGAAAGGCUUAGAAGGUAUGCCUGCUGUGGGUUUUUUGUUCAUGUCGAGGUGGCUCCUCACCUGCCUCUCAAGCCAUCGUUGUAGAGAGGGGCUUAAAUGACCUGGAAUGUUCCUAGUGUUAGUUGGGAUGAGGAAAGUCCAAGUUCUUGCAAUAUGCUACCUUAAGAUUUCUGAUAUUAAGAAAGAGAAAACAAAACCUUUGCUUGUAUCUCUUGUCGCCAUUUCCCCCAAGAGAAGUUUUUCUGUUUAUUUUCCUAAUUCUAAUGUAAGAAAAGUCCAUUUUUAAGUAGUUUGUUUUACUCUCUGAUUUCAUACCAAAUACGUGCUCAAAAGUAAUGAUAUAUUUACUUAAACAGUGAACAUUCAUGAUCUAUCUUUAUGAAAACUGUCAGCAGUACUUACUAAACAGAUAAGAUACAUUUCAAUAUAAUUUCAAUUUGUGUUCAGAGACUAAAUUAAGAUUCAAUUAACAUUGCCCUAUUAAUCCUGAAUGUGAUAAUUCUAUUCAAGCAGUUCACAUUUGUGGUAGGAUCUCAAUAACUCGAAAUAGGUUUCCACACUAACCCUUAGUUAGCAACACAAAUUAACACAGUACAGUUAUUAGUAAGGGGAAUGCCUCAAGGGUCUGUAAGAUUUUUUCCUCUUUUCCUGUCUAUUCAGAGACACUAUAAGAAAGCUUGGACAUUUUCGACCAGACCUGCAUUGAUGUUUCAGCUUUAGACCUCAGUGACAUGCUUCUAAUAGAACUUUAUACCAGCCUUCCAAACUAGGGAUCCACUCUCGCUCCAUUUUCCAAGAACCGUGAACGGAUAAAGGCAACAUCCUAAAGUUCAUUUUGGGGAAAGGGAAGAGGGUCUCCUUCCACCCCAAGGAAUUUUUUUUAAUCAGAAGACCUUGAAAAGGGGGAUAUAACUUUGAACAAUUUAAUUUCUUGGCCGUGUUUAGUAACAGUUCCUAUGCAUGGUUUUUAACGUAUAGAUUUGCUUUCUUCUGAAUACCUCUCCCUCUCCCACCUGAUUCUGCUUCUUUAAUGAAUAUUUUUACUGGGGUUGAAACUCAAUGCCUUAUGUGCUCACUCAGUUUCCCUUCUGCAGCUUGUUUUUUCUCACUAUCUGUAUGUGUUCAGAUUGUGUCAAAUGCUGGCAAAACCUCUAAGACUGUCAAGAAAGGCUUGAAAGUUGAUUUGUCCUAGUGCAAAUUCAAGAUAAAUGUCUUAAUGUUUUUUGGCUAUGUAGUACAUAGGA
This is a messenger RNA of Equus quagga, 7058 nucleotides long. RefSeq names its product leucine rich repeat containing 8 VRAC subunit C (gene LRRC8C). Gene Ontology annotation, molecular function: protein binding. The transcript has 3 exons. NCBI's taxonomy places the organism in Eukaryota, Metazoa, Chordata, Mammalia, Perissodactyla, Equidae. The record is from RefSeq and is a predicted model, not a curated record. The coding region runs from base 323 to 2734 and encodes 803 amino acids.